Messenger RNA from Pseudogymnoascus destructans, 339 nucleotides. RefSeq lists its product as uncharacterized. The transcript has a single exon. Lineage: Eukaryota; Fungi; Ascomycota; Leotiomycetes; Thelebolales; Thelebolaceae. The record is from RefSeq and is a predicted model, not a curated record. The coding region runs from base 1 to 339 and encodes 112 amino acids.
AUGAGAUGCAACAGAGUUCUGGCGGAGAUUGAACGAGUAUAUAAUGGCGACAUGGGUCGAAAUGGUGGAGGAACAUUGUCGCAACGGUCGCGAUGGAUUUACACAACACGUUUUGAGCUGCGAUGGAACAGCAAUUCGAUGGGAGUUUUGGAGUUUGUGGAGCGUCAACAUAUAUCGGCGCCUGGGAGCAUAGAGCAUACCUUUCAGUGCCGCAAGUACUGGCCUGGAGUAUUCUCCAGCAACGUCCAAGAGAACAAAUACCCACCAACGGGACAUAUCCGCAAAGGAAAUGAGAGCUUGUAUAUGGACAUAUAUUAUACUUCGUGUUACAUUCUAUAG